AUGUCCCUGGUAUCUGGUCCCGGCAGGGCCGGAGGCACCGACCAAGCUCUGCACACCCUUAAGCAUGUGGCUUACAUCAAAAACCUAGACACUCGGAAAGAUGAGCUGGAGUAUUGGCUUACGGAGCACUUGCGGCUCAAUGGUGUCUACUGGGGGCUGACGGCCCUGUAUCUUCUGGGCCAUCCCGAUGCUCUGCCCCGGAAUGAAACGAUUGACUUUGUGCUUUCCUGCCAGCGGGACAAUGGAGGCUUUGGCGCUGCCCCUGGGCAUGAUGCACACAUGCUCUACACUGUCUCUGCAGUCCAGAUCCUGGCUACUGUAGACGCGGUCGAUGAGCUGGAAAAGAGAGGCCUUGGGGGCAAGCAAAAAGUUGGAGCUUUCAUUGCCAGCUUGCAGAACCGGGAAGAUGGUUCCUUCAUGGGAGACCCAUGGGGCGAGACAGACACCCGAUUCCUGUAUGGAGCUCUCAACGCACUAUCUUUACUAGGCCUGUUAGACCUAGUUGACGUUCCCAAAGCGGUCACUUAUGUUCAAAGUUGUGAGAACUUCGAUGGAGGCUAUGGCAUCUGCCCCGGUGCUGAGUCUCAUGCAGGCCAAGUGUUCACUUGUGUCGGAGCUUUGACCAUUGCCGGACGCCUGGACUUGGUCAACAAGGACCGCUUGGGCGCCUGGCUCAGCGAACGUCAAGUUGACAAUGGCGGCUUCAAUGGUCGUCCAGAGAAACUGGUCGACGCAUGCUACACCUGGUGGGUUGGCUCGGCUCUGGCGAUGAUCGACCGACUUCACUGGAUUGAUGGCAAGAAGCUUGCUUCCUUUGUUCUGCAGUGCCAAGUAAGCACAUUCCCUGUGACUCUAUGUUUCCUGCCACUAACUCCAAAUAGGAUCCUGAAGCUGGUGGCUUUGCAGACCGUCCUGGGAACAUGGUUGAUGUGUACCACACCCACUUCGGUCUAG
Messenger RNA from Penicillium atrosanguineum, 954 nucleotides. RefSeq names its product Rab geranylgeranyltransferase subunit beta BET2. NCBI's taxonomy places the organism in Eukaryota, Fungi, Ascomycota, Eurotiomycetes, Eurotiales, Aspergillaceae. Gene Ontology annotation, molecular function: Rab geranylgeranyltransferase activity. The record is from RefSeq and is a predicted model, not a curated record. Bases 1 to 954 code for a protein of 317 amino acids. The transcript has 2 exons. Gene Ontology annotation, biological process: protein geranylgeranylation. Gene Ontology annotation, cellular component: Rab-protein geranylgeranyltransferase complex.